AUGUACAAAUGUUUUAACGAGAUUUUGGAUGCGGAGGGAAAGUCAAUCACGCUUGCAACUCUCUACAAUUCGGUACUCGGAACGAAUUUUAACCUCACCGCUUCGACCAACAGGAUGCCCGUGGACUUUGACAAGCGAGAAUACUGGCACGAGCGAUUUUCAUCAGAGACCAAGUUCGAAUGGCUCAUCACAUCGGAAAGGUUCAUGGCCAUAUUGGAGCCCCUGCUCUCGCAGCUGCCCAAGACCUCACGGAUUCUACAGCUGGGUUCUGGAAACAGCGAUUUGCACAAUCACUUGCGGGCUUGCGGCUUUGCCAACGUCACCAACAUUGACUACGAGCCACUGGCCAUUGAACGGGGUAGACAGCUGGAGAAGUUAGCUUUUGGGGAUGUCAGAAUGCGCUACCUCGUCGCUGAUGCCACCGAGAUUGACCCGACGUCCCUCUGCAGUGAAGGUCGGUUUGACUUGGUCGUCGACAAAAGUACCGCUGAUGCUCUUUCCUGCGGUGGCAAUGAGGCUGUUAUGGACAUGCUGCGCGGAGUCAAGGAGUGUUUGGACGCCGAACAUGGGAAAUGGGUGUCAGUCAGCUAUUCUGAGCAUCGCUUCAGCCUGGACGAAAAUCCCUUCCAUGUGGACGUGAUGCACAAGGUCCCCACGCCAAAACGGCUCGAAACGGAUCCUGACAUUUUCCACUGGUGCUACAUGCUUAGCCCCUGA
Molecule: messenger RNA, 717 nt
Organism: Pyricularia oryzae 70-15
Lineage: Eukaryota; Fungi; Ascomycota; Sordariomycetes; Magnaporthales; Pyriculariaceae
Exons: 2
Coding region: 1-717 (238 amino acids)
Source: RefSeq, a predicted model, not a curated record